This is a messenger RNA of Dioscorea cayenensis subsp. rotundata (Guinea yam), 3566 nucleotides long. RefSeq names its product lysine-specific demethylase JMJ25-like. NCBI's taxonomy places the organism in Eukaryota, Viridiplantae, Streptophyta, Magnoliopsida, Dioscoreales, Dioscoreaceae. The record is from RefSeq and is a predicted model, not a curated record. Gene Ontology annotation, cellular component: histone deacetylase complex; chromatin. Gene Ontology annotation, biological process: regulation of transcription by RNA polymerase II. Bases 98 to 3214 code for a protein of 1038 amino acids. The transcript has 17 exons. Gene Ontology annotation, molecular function: transcription coregulator activity; chromatin DNA binding; histone H3K9 demethylase activity.
UUUCGUGAGCGAAGAGAACGCACUCUCUCGUCGAGGUCUCGAGGAGGGUUUGAAGGAUUGGGACGGAGAUCGGAAAACCUAGGCCGGAGCGAGUGGGAUGGAGGGUGGGCAUGAUGGGGAUGGCACGCUGGAGCGAGUGGAAACCCCGCCGGAUGAGUCUCGGUGUUGUCGGACCGAUGGGAAGUCGUGGCGGUGCAAGAGAUCGCGGAGCGCGGAGGGUAGGUUCUGUGAGGUCCACCAGCGGAAGCGGGCUAUGAUGAUUGAGAGAGGGAAAGGUUCUUUGAGGAAGGGUGGUAGGCGGAGCGUGGAUGAUGGGGAGGAUACGUCUUUUCGGUCUUCGGCGGUGGUUAGAUAUGGGAGAGAAAUCUUGUUGAGGAAGCGAAGGGCUGGGCGAUCACUGGAAGAUGAUGGGGUUGGGAGUGAGGAGGAUGAGGAGGAUGAUGAGGAGCCUUCGGUUAAGCGGAAUGAGAGGAAGGGUAAAGAUCGGAGCUUGAAGGCAACACAGAAGAGAAAGAAAGGAGGGAGGAUGGUUAGCGAAGUUGUGAAGGAGUAUUCUAGUAGUGAUGGGGACGAAGAUUGGGAGUCUAGUUCUUCUUCGGAAGGGAGGAAGAGUUCGAAGGAAUCCAAGAGGAGUAUGAAGGAGCAGGAGGUGGAUGGGUCUAGCAGCGAGGAGGACGAGGUUUAUUUAUCUGCACUGUUGGACAAGGAGAAGGGCAAAGAUGGGAACCUGAAGACAGGGCAGAAGAGAAAGAGGGGAGGGAAGGACAAAGCGAAGAAAAGCAAAGGUUCCAAAGGCAAUGGAGAUGUUGGUUCUUUGAAUGUGAAAGGGUUGGAGAAAUCAAAGAAGAAUAAUAAGCAGGAGGUGGGUGAUACCGAUAACGAGGAGGAGGAUGCCCCUUCAGUUAAGGAUGGUGGGAAGAAUGGUAAAGAUGGGAAUUUGAAGGCGAGGCAGAAGAGAUCUAGGGGAAAUAAAGAGAAAUUGAAGAAAAGCAAAGCUUCAGGGGAGGGUUCCAGUAGUGAUGGGGAUGAGGACUAUAAGGAGCAUGAGAAGAGUACUAAGAAGCGAGAGGGUUCUAAGAAGAAGCUGCUUAGGGGUGAGGAUGCCUUAAUGUGCCAUCAAUGCCAGCGAAAUGAUAAAGGGCCUGUGAUAUCAUGUUCUAAGUGCAGGAAGAAGCGAUACUGUUUACCCUGUGUGCACAGAUGGUAUCCCUUGUUGUUAGAGAAAGAUUUUGCUGAAGAAUGUCCUGUCUGUCGUAAUAAUUGUAAUUGCAAGGCAUGCUUGCGAAUGAUAAGAGUUGCUCAGCCUGCUGAAAGAAAAAUCGAUGAAGGAGAAAAGGUUCAGUCCUCUUACUAUAUACUGCACAAAUUACUUCCAUGGUUGAAAGAGUUUCUUCAGGAGCAAAGAGGGGAGAAGGAAAUUGAGGCAAAAAUUAAGGGUCUGUCGUCAUGUGAACUAAAGUUGCAACAAGCUUCUUGUGCUAGCGAUGAGCGUGUAUAUUGCAACAAUUGCAGAACUUCUAUUGUCGAUUUUCACAGAAGCUGUCCAAACUGUUUGUAUGAUCUAUGUCUUAGUUGUUGCCGUGAGCUUCGUGACGGCCACAUACCUGGUGGUGAGCCUGCAAUUACCAUGCAAUAUGAAGACAGAGGUACGGAUUAUAUGCAUGGGGGAGCUGCCUUGAAAAGCAACACACGGGCGCGCUCUUCUGCUACUGAAGUUGCUAAGCCUUCAGAAGAUGUUGUGGCCUUGAGAAAAUGGAAGGCAGACAGUGAUGGCAGCAUCCCUUGUCCUCCUAAGGAACUUGAUGGUUGUGGGAAUUCCCUUUUGGAGCUCAGGUGUAUGUUUCCGGAAAAUUUGCUUCAAGACUUGGAGGAGGCUGCUGCUUCUUUUACUGAAAGAAGGGAGUGGAAAAAAUAUGCUGAUAUCUCCACUCAAUGCUCCUGCUUUACUGCAUCUGGUGAAACAGGUUCUUGCAGUGAAGUGUCACGAAAAGCAGCUUCUCGAGAGAAUUCAGAUGACAACUAUUUAUACUGCCCAAGUGCUAUAGAUAUUCAAACAGGAGAGCUGCAGCAUUUCCAAAAUCAUUGGAUUAAGGGUCAGCCUGUAAUAGUUCGUGAUGUUCUUGCAUCCACAUAUGGAUUAAGCUGGGAGCCGAUGGUUAUGUGGCGUGCAUUACGAGAGAAGAAAUCCAGUGAUGAAUCUGAUAAACUCACAGUAAAUGCAAUUGAUUGCUUGGACUGGUGUGAGGUUGAGAUAAACAUUCAUCAAUUUUUCAUAGGAUACACUAAGGGACGAACGCAUCGGUGUGAUUGGCCUGAGAUGCUCAAACUUAAGGACUGGCCCCCUGCUAGUUCCUUUGAGGAGCGAUUACCGCGCCAUGGUGCUGAGUUUUUCAAAGCUCUACCAUUUCCAGAAUAUACUGAUCCUAGGUGUGGCCUUUUCAAUCUUGCUGGGAAGCUUCCUAAUGAGGUUAUGAAACCAGAUUUGGGGCCGAAAACAUACAUUGCAUAUGGACUUGGUCAAGAGCUAGGGCGGGGAGAUUCUGUGACGAAGCUUCACUGUGAUAUGUCAGAUGCGGUGAAUGUAUUGACGCACACUGCUGAGGUGACUUUUUCUUCCGAUCAACUUUCUAAAAUAAAUGAACUGAAAAAGAGACACCGGGAUCAGGAUAUGAGAGAAAAACUCAUUAAUGAAAAGAGGAAGACAGUGCUGAAGUCUGCAGUCUCUAAUGAUACAGUUGAUGAAAAGCAAACUGAAGGUGGUGCCCUGUGGGAUAUUUUCCGUAGAGAAGAUUCUCCAAAACUGCAGGAAUAUCUCAGGAAGUAUUCUAGAGAGUUUAGACAUGUUUAUUGUUGUCCAAUUAAGCAGGUGUUUCAUCCUAUACAUGACCAGUCUUUCUAUUUAACUGUGGAGCAUAAGAGGAGGCUUAAGAAGGAAUAUGGUAUUGAGCCCUGGACCUUCGUGCAAAACCUAGGUGAGGCUGUUUUCAUCCCUGCAGGAUGCGCCCAUCAAGUAAGAAAUCUAAAGUCCUGUUUGAAGGUUGCACUUGAUUUCGUUUCACCGGAAAAUGUCAAUGAGUGCAUCAAAUUGACUGAUGAAUUCCGAUUACUUCCACAUGAUCACAGAGCGAAGGAAGACAAACUUGAGGUGAAGAAAAUCACUCUAUAUGCUCUCCAAGAAGUCAUGAAGGAUCUGAAAGACAAGGAAAAAACAUAGAAGUUCCAAGAAAACUGCAGAAGAAAAGCAACUAGAGACAGACCAGCCGUGACCAGCUCAAGACUCGAUCCCACCAUCCCAAUCAUCGCAAUCAUCUCCGACUGCAAACUGCUGUGCAUAUUUAGAAAUGCAUAACCGAUGCCGUUGUUGUUUCUGCUGUGCAUUAACAGUGCAGUGCUGCAUAUAGCUUAUAGCAAUCAGCUGAAGAUUGACACCUUCAACAGACUUUUGUAUAAUUUCUGGCAGCCGGAGUUUUGCUGCAGCUGGUUGUUCAGUUGAAAACCAACAACUUAAACAAACAUUUGUAAAAUAACUCUUAGAUGAACACUGACUUUUCUAAUCUCAGCAAAAA